AUGGAGACGGCAGUUCCCAGGACCGAUCUGAUCAUUCCCCAGCUGCUGCUAUUCAGCCAAAUAGUUGUGGCCGCAGAGCCGCUGCUCCGAGGCCUGAAGAAACUCCCUGAAGACAUCGACUGGUCGUACUCAGGCACCCUGAACCAGCGCAGCUGGGGUAAGAAGUACCCGUCCUGUAACAGCGCCCGGCAGUCUCCCGUGGACAUCGACGAAACGUUUACCCAGGUUCGGCUGCAGUACCAAAACCUGCAACUAGAGGGCUGGGACCAACUGACGGCAGAGUCCAGCACCAUUCACAACAAUGGGAAGACUGUGGCCAUUAAUGUGGAAGGGGAGUUCUUUGUGAGCGGAGGAGGGCUGAGCUCCAGGUUUCGUGUCAGUAGGAUCACCUUCCACUGGGGCCGCUGCAACGCAACGUCAGAUGGGUCCGAGCACAGCCUGAAUGGGAUGAAAUACCCUCUGGAGAUGCAGAUCUACUGUUACGAUCCAGAUGACUUUCAUAGUCUGGAUGAUGCGAUUAGGGAGGGAGGGAGGGUGGCUGCCUUGGUUGUGCUCUUUGAGAUCAGCCUGGACGACAACGAGAACGUUAAUCCAGUUGUUGAUGCCGUCAACACCGUCAGCAGGUUUGGUAAGAGCGGGUCAUUGGAAGCUUUCACCCUGCGGUCCCUGCUGCCCAACAACACAGAUAAAUAUUACAUUUACAAUGGUUCCCUGACCGCUCCUCCCUGCUCUGAAACGGUGGAAUGGGUCGUCUUCAAACAAACCGUGGCCAUAUCAGAAACACAGUUGGAGGCGUUUUGUGAGGUGAUGACCAUGGAGCAGGCCGGGUAUGUGAUGCUGACAGAUUACCUCCAGAACAACUUCAGGGAGCAGCAGCAGCAGUUCAUGGGUCAGGUGUUUGCCUCGUACACCGGAGUGGAGGACGUGCUCACACCCACCUGCAGCUCAGAGCCAGAGAACGUUCAGGCCGACGCCCAGAACGACACCACCAUCGUGGUGACGUGGGAGCGUCCCCGCGUGGUUUACGACACCACCAUCGACUGGUACACCGUCACCUACCAGAGGCUGCAGGGCCGAGACCAGAGCAAGCAGGAGUACCGGACAGACGGGGACCAGGAUGUGGGUGCCAUCAUUUCCAGCCUGCUGGCCAACAGCAGCUACGUGGUUCAGGUGGUGGCUAUUUGUACCAACGGACUGAGAGGACGAUGGAGCGACCAGAUUAUAGUGGACAUGCCGCUGGAAGACCCUGAAAGUGAUUCGGAUCCUGACGCAGGCACAAAAGAUUUGGACGGCAACAGGGAGUUCUCGUCUAAAUCCAGAUGGGGGAAGCCUGAGAACCAAAAUCAGGUGGAUUUGUCUCCAGAGGACCACAGCCCUGUGGAGGAGAUCCCACUGGAGCAGACCAGAGUUUACCAGAACCAGCCUACACGCCACCAGGACCAACCGAGAGACCAAACCCAAGCGAACCAGAACAUCCCGGUCCAGUUCAGCACCCGUUCAACCCCAAAGCCUUCCUCUGAUUCUGCAGUUCUGCAGAAAACUCGACUCAACCAGACUGUGAAAAAGAAACCAGGCCGAAACAGGUCUAAACCAGAUGAUAUGGAUCAGAACUGGAUUGAUGAGGACAGGAGGAUCCCAGCACACCGGACCUUUACUAAUGCGGGUUUUGACAGCAAUGGUGCGAUCUGGGUAACUGAGGUAACUGAACAGCCGGGCUUCCUGUUUCCAGUCGCUCGGACCACGACGCUGCCGACGAUCCACAGACAGAUCACAGAAGAGGCUUCACUGGCAGUGCUGCCACAUCAGUCAAGGGAUCCCAUUCCACCAGACCAAGCUGGUGAAAGUGGCCUCCCCUCUGCCCAGUCCGAGCUCUACACCCCUCCUGUGGAGGAAAUCCAGGUCACAGAUAUCUUCUAUGAAGACACAGUCAACAACUUCCCAUCGGACACCACCACCACCUCGGCUGCAUCAGAGUAUCCUGCCGCUGUGCUGCCAGGUGAAAAAGUGGACAGAGUCUCCCUGCCAUCCUCUGAAGACGGCGACGCCCCUGUGAACAAACCCGUCCCAGAAACGCUCGAUUCAGUUUCCUCCUCCCCCUCCUCCCUCUGGAUCACAGCACGGGCGGCGACUCCCAGCAACACCCUCGCCGAAUCGGUCUACAAAACAUUCACCACCUCCUCUCUCCUCAGGGUGCUGAUGCACACGACGCAGCCCAUGUUCACCGAGGGCAGCAACAGCAGUCAUGAGUCUCGGGUCGGGCUGGUCGGAGGCCUGGAGAGGGAGAAGAGGACGGUUGUUCCUCUGGCUGUCGUCUCCACUCUCACCAUCCUCUGUCUGAUGGUACUGGUGGGCAUACUCAUCUACUGGAGAAACUGUUUCCAGGCGGCUAAUUUCUACCCAGAUGACAGUGCAUCACCUAAAGUCAUAUCUGCUCCAUCUACACCCCUGCUGCUGGCCACAGACGGUCACGAGCCGCUGACAGUGAAGCAGUUUGUGAAGCACGUCAUGGAGCUCCACACCACCAACACCUUCUUCAAGGAGUUUGAGAUUGUCAAAGAAUCCUAUGAGGAGGUGCAAGCUUGCACAGUGGACAUGGGCAUCACCGCCGACAGCUCCAAUCACCCCGACAACAAAAGCAAGAACAGAUACAUCAACAUCCUGGCCUACGACCACAGCAGAGUGAAGCUGUCCAGCAGCUUGGACAGAGAUGGGAGAUGUGGCGACUACAUCAACGCUAACUUCGUUGACGGUUACGAGCGAACGAGGGCGUACAUCGCGGCUCAGGGGCCUCUGAGAGCCGGCAGGGAGGACUUCUGGAGGAUGAUCUGGCAGCAGAAUGUCGGAGUUAUCGUCAUGAUCACCAACCUGAAGGAGAAAGGACGGACAAAGUGUGACCAGUACUGGCCGGAGGAGAACCAGGAGGAGUACGGUCCGUACCAGGUGACCCUGAAAAGCAGCCAGACCCUGGCUUACUACACCCUGCGGACGUUCACUGUCAGAGACACCACAAAUAAGGUGUCACACAGGAGAGUUGAACACACAGUGCUGCAUUACCACUACACCCAGUGGCCGGACAUGGGCGUCCCAGAAUACACUCUGCCUGUCCUGUCCUUCAUCAGAGCGUCCUCCCGGGCCCGGACGCAGGAGAUGGGACCUGUCCUGGUUCACUGCAGUGCUGGUGUUGGAAGGACAGGAACCUACAUAGUGAUUGACAGCAUGCUGCAGCAGAUCCAGGAUCAGGGGACGGUCAACGUUCUUGGUUUCCUAAAACAUGUCCGGACUCAGAGGAACUUCCUGGUUCAGACAGAGGAGCAGUACGUUUUCAUCCACGAUGCUCUUGUGGAAGCCAUCUUGAGCCGUGACACCUCGGUGACCUCUGACCUCCUCCACACCUACGUGUCUGACCUCCUGACCCCCGGGGCAUCAGGCAGGACACGCAUGGACAAACAGUUCAAACUGAUCAGUCAGCGUCAGGCGAAGCACGCAGACUACAGCACUGCGCUGAAGGACGGCAACGCUGAGAGGAACAGAGCCAGAGCUCUGAUGCCCGUGGAGAGAUCAAGAGUGAGUCUGAGCACCUCUGAAACAAACUCCACAGGCUACAUCAACGCCUCCUACGUCAUGGGACGUCACCACAGUAAGGAGUUCAUCGUGAGCCAGACUCCUCUGAGCAGCACGGUGGCUGAUUUCUGGAGGAUGAUCUGGGAACACAACACACACACUGUAGUCCGUCUGCCGGACACACACUGUCAGAGUGAAGAGGCGGAGCGUUGUGUCUACUGGCCCAGUAAAGACCAACCAAUGAGCUUUGAGGGUUUCAUUGUGUCAUACUCGGGGGAGGAGCAUGUGUGCUUGUCCAAUGAAGAGAAACUUUUGAUGCAGGACUUUGUAGUGGAGUCUCCACAGAACAAUUAUGUGUUGGAGGUGCGUCAGUACAGCGCCCCCUGCUGGCCAAACCCAGACAGUCCCAUCAGGAACAGCUUUGACCUGGUCAGCACAGUGAGAGAGCACAGCAGACACUCAGACGGACCCACAGUCGUACAUGAUCCGUUGGGAGGUGCCACAUCAGGGCUGUUCUGUGCUCUCACCACCCUGUCCAGCCAGCUGGAGGAGGAGGGGGCUGUAGAUGUGUACCAGGUGGCUCGGAUGACCAACCUCAUGAGGCCUGGGGUGUUUAAUGAUAUAGAGCAGUACCAGUACCUGUACCGGGCUGUGCUCAGUCUGGUGAGCAGCCAGGAGGACCAGCGAGCCCUGCAGAGUCCAGAGACCAACGGAUCUGUACCACUGGGGCAGACCAACAUUGCAGAGAGCCUGGAAUCACUCAUGGCAUCUCGUCGUCUCGUUUGCGCUCAUUGGUCUCGUUUGUAAAGGUCAGAGAGGAGAUGGAGAAAUGUCAGCAGACUCAGAUGUUCUGUUUAAAAUGCAACCUGGAAUUUAAAGUGAUAUUUCACCUAAAAAUCAGACGUUCCUGUAGGUUUGAAUCGAUGUAAGUUGAUGAUGGGUUCUGAUGUUUUCAAAGUAGACAGAAAAUAUCUUGUAGCAGAAAAAUCAAACCAGAGGGAAAUCAUCACAGCAGCUGUGAGUGAGUUAAAGAGAGGAAGGAGUGGAAAGAAACAAACGGCUGAACAAAGUGAUAUUAAUGGAGAUUUUCAGCUCUGAUAAACCUCAGUGGCUCAGACUGAAAAUGAAAUUCAGGAGCUGAGAGCUGCAGUUUCCUCUGCAUCCCUGUGCCACUUGCUAUGACUGUUUUCAUUUUUGAGGGGGUCCAAAUGUUUCCACUGCGUCAGACUAAAUCAAUCAACGUCUGAAUCACUUUCCAGCAGCGCUGCAGCUUGAAUCUGUGUCCCCACUGUACACAGUUGUCUUGGGAAGCAGAAUCAUGAAGGCAGCUGCAGAUCUGUGUGUAAUCUGUCUCAACUCUUUCUGUGUAAAUAUCCCUGAAUACAUCAUAAGGCCAAAUUACUGUAUGUUUAUAUUGUACCUCUAUAUAUUUUCUAUUUUACUAUAAGAGGUGAUUUUCUAGUCAUUUACACAUAUAUAACUGUGUGGAUUCUAUUUGAUAAUUUUAGCCUGGAAAUAUUGAUCAUGUUUAUAGUUUUAAUGGAAUGUUUCUCUUUUUAUCUUCAUGAUUAAGUAGCAGCAUAAUGUCUACACCUUUAUCUCCAGAUGUAAACUGGUGCAGUAUGUAUAUAGCAACAAAA
Seriola dumerili (greater amberjack) is the source of this 5201-nucleotide messenger RNA. It is a transcript of the gene ptprz1b, whose product is annotated as receptor-type tyrosine-protein phosphatase zeta-like. The transcript is spliced from 33 exons. Lineage: Eukaryota; Metazoa; Chordata; Actinopteri; Carangiformes; Carangidae. The record is from RefSeq and is a predicted model, not a curated record. Gene Ontology annotation, biological process: peptidyl-tyrosine dephosphorylation. Gene Ontology annotation, molecular function: protein tyrosine phosphatase activity; protein binding. Bases 1 to 4368 code for a protein of 1455 amino acids.